AUGCAGUAUGCCACGACCGCACCAGAAAAUUCCUGGUCCAAGAAGAAGCUGAAAGUGAGAAACAUUCUGCUCAUAGUUCUGGGAUGUGUUCUACUUUUAGCUCUUGCAGUGGGAACAGCCGUUGGCAUCGUUUUACACACACAAGCAUCAUUCGCUUCUACGUUACCACCUACAACUCCGUCCACUACAGUUUCAGAUCAUAUCACUUACACCGGAACUCUGAGACUAUCACAGCCAUGGCCUGAUUCAGAAAACACUUUGAAAUAUAACUUCACACAAGAGAUCAAUGAUAUAAUGAGAAACAGCAGUUUCCAGAAGUAUUACAUUUCCUCCACAGUACAAAAAUACAGUCCACAAGAUAACAGUAUUGAAUUCACAUUGGAAUUUUCGAGUGACAUGCGAGGGUUAAAUCUCACAUCUGACCCGGAAACCGACGAAUAUGCCAAUCAAAUAGAGUAUAUCAUUAAAACAGGGGCAAUAACUCUCCCUGUCAAUGUCUCAUCCAUUAUCAUCGUAGAUCAACUUCCCACAACGACGACUAAACCACUACCAUCAACCAAAGAAACAACCACAACAGAAAUGGUGACGUCAACCACAGAAAUGGUGACGUCGACCACAGAAAACGUGACGUCGACCACAGAAAUGGUGCCGUCGACCUUAGAAAACGCGACAUCGACCACAGAAAGCGUGACGUCAACAACAAAAAUGACAACGACUGAAAAACCAUCAACUACUACUGCUGCUUACGUCAUAAAAACCUCACCAGAUCCAAGACGGUGUGUGUACCAAGAUUUCGAACUUUGUAAAGAAUUUGGAAACACAUUCACCUUGCUCCCCAACUAUUUUGGAGAUGAGUCCAUCUCCUCGGCGGCGAACACUUUCUUUACGUACUUCAACCACACUGUCAAUUCUGGAUGCUCCAAAGAUGUCCUGUACUAUUUCUGUAACCUGGUGUUUCCACAGUGCGACGAAGUCAACGGUACGGCUACGGCCAUCUACCCCUGCGUCAGCACCUGCGACGAGGUUACAAUUCCAUGCGACAAGGAGAUGCCGUUUCCCCUGGACUGUUCCUUUUUUGAAAGCGACCCAUCCAAGUGCGUGACUCCACCCAAAGACAUCACCACUCCAGCACCAAAAACCUGUCAAAGCAUCGAAGUGAACUACGACUACUGCGGCGAUCUGGGCUUCAAUGUGACGUCAUUUCCGUCGCUUUUCGGGUCCAAUAUUGGUGAAGUACGAGCGGCUUUUACAUCCUACGCCUUGUCCACCGUGCAAUCCAUGUGUCAUCCGGACGUACAGUUCUUUUACUGUGGGCUGUUCUUCCCGAAAUGCAUGGACGGAGACAAAUUGAUGCCAUGUAAAAGCUUAUGCGAGGAGGUAAACGCAGCGUGUGAAGAAUCUUCCCGGUUUCCAGUGGACUGUGAGAUAUUUUCCAAUGACACCCAGAGAUGUCUCUCCGUCAACAACACCAACAUGACGCCGGGACCUUCGACCACCCCUACACCAUCAACCACCACUAUACCUCUAGGAGGAACCACAGACAUCUGA
Lottia gigantea (owl limpet) is the source of this 1548-nucleotide messenger RNA. RefSeq lists its product as hypothetical. Lineage: Eukaryota; Metazoa; Mollusca; Gastropoda; Lottiidae. The record is from RefSeq and is a predicted model, not a curated record. The transcript has 12 exons. Gene Ontology annotation, biological process: negative regulation of canonical Wnt signaling pathway; canonical Wnt signaling pathway; non-canonical Wnt signaling pathway. Bases 1 to 1548 code for a protein of 515 amino acids. Gene Ontology annotation, molecular function: Wnt-protein binding.